Triticum aestivum (bread wheat) is the source of this 2014-nucleotide messenger RNA. RefSeq lists its product as uncharacterized. The coding region runs from base 243 to 1886 and encodes 547 amino acids. The transcript has 6 exons. NCBI's taxonomy places the organism in Eukaryota, Viridiplantae, Streptophyta, Magnoliopsida, Poales, Poaceae. The record is from RefSeq and is a predicted model, not a curated record.
CCCCGCCACCAGCUUCUCCGUCCGUCCCCUCCCCGUCGGCGGAAAGCUCCCGUCAGAGGCUCUCUCCGGCUGUCAAUUCGUCGGCGGACGGCUCACCGGCGAGGAGAUCAAGCAGCCACCCCGUCUCCUCUCCAAGGCAAGAAUUGAACCGCCCAAGGCUUCCCUUUCCCCGAAUCGGCCGGGGUUUCCUCCGAUCCGCGUCGUUCAGGGGCAAGAUCGGAUCACAUCGUCGGCGGCCGGCCAUGGCGACGCUGUCGGCGGGCGUGCUCCUGAAGCUGCUGGACGGGAUGAAGACGGGCGCGGCGAAGCCGGUGGGCGAGCACCGGACGGCGGUGCUGCAGGUGACGGACAUCGUGCCGGCGGAGAUGGACGAGGUGGACCUCUUCCCCAAGCACGGCCGCUUCUACGUCAAGGUCUCCGACUCCUCCCACUCCAUCUACGCCACGCUACCCCCCGCGCAGGCCGACCUCGUGCUCGCCAACAAGCUCAGCCUCGGCCAGUUCCUCCACGUCGACCGCCUCGACCCGGGCUCCCCCGUCCCCGUCGUCGUCGGCGCCAGGCCCAUCCCCGGGCGCCACCCGCUCGUCGUCGGCACCCCCGAGCCCCUCGCCAGGAAGCCCGCCGCGCCGCGCAGGGGCUCCUGGGGCCCCGAGAACCAUGGUGGCGCCACGGUGGCGUCGCCCAAGGUCGUCAGGCCCAUCGCGCUCUGCUUCGAGGAGAGGACGCCCGUCAAGGAGCGCCCCUCGCCGGCGCGCAGCUCGGUGUCUUCCGUCAGGAAGAGCACCAGCGUCAUGCCGAGGUUGGUGACACGCAGCCGGAGCUUCGUCGCCGACCGCGGCGACCCCCCUCCGCCGCCCAACAAGAUCCCCAAGAGCCCCUUGGCACCCGAGAAGAGCUCCAUGAGCUGCACGGCCGUGCGCACGAUGAGCAGGAGGCCCAGGGAGGAGGAGCCCUCCUCGCCGGUCUCCGACGACGACGCCGGCAGCACCGCCACGUCCUCCAAGCGGCGGCCCUCGUCGUCGGCCGCCCGCGUGCCCGUGCCGGUGAAGCUCAGCUCCCUCGGCAAGGAGGCCAUGGAGCAGCGGGAGCAGGCGCAGAAGGCGGCGCUGGAGGCGCUGCGCAACGCGUCGGCGACGGACAACGUCGUCAGGAUCUACAAGAUGUUCGCCGACGUGAGCAAGGCGGCGAGGCCGGACGCGCCCGCGGCCUGCUUCGACGGCUUCCUCAGCUUCCACCAGGAGGCCGCGCAGGCCGUGGCCGACAUCGAGUCCAUCCAGGCGGCCACCUCCAUGGCCGCUGCGGCCACCAGCGACGUGCUCGCCGAGGCGACGCCGGCGCCGAACGUGCUGCAGGAGAUCGCGCAGAACAGGGCCACGACGCCGGCGAGGCGGCGGGGCCUGCUCGGGUUCGGCGGCGUGUCCAAGUCGGUGUCCUUCGCGCCGGGCACGCUCCAGGACCCUUCGUCGCGGCAGGACGGCGGCGGCGCCCGGAGCUCCAGCGCCAGCAGGAAGUGCCUCGGGACGCCCGUCGACGGCGGCGACGACAAGAGCAAGAGGUCGUCCGCUCCUGCCGGAGUAGCAGUGGUGGCGGUGGCGCAGUCGCCUCUGGGGUCGUCGCUGAGGAUGGCGAGGCAGAUGCAGGCGGAGGCCGGGGGCUGGUUCAUGGAGUUCCUGGAGGCGGCGCUGGAGGCCGGGCUGAAGAAGAAGCGCACGAGCAGCAGUGGGAAGCCGGGGGCGACGGGGGCGCAGAGCUGCCCGCAGUCGCUGGUGCUGCGCGUGAUCAACUGGGUGGAGAUGGAGCAGAGCGGCGGCGAGAGCCGGAAGGCCGGGCACCCCAGGGCGGCCGCCAUCGCCAGGAAGCUUAGGAUCAAGGCCAAGAACCCCUGAGCUGAGGCCCUCUUUCCUUGAUCACAAUUGCUCAUCAGUGAGCACUCAAGAAGGAACACUGAAGCUCUUGUUCGGUUCUUUGGAGUAUGUAUGAAUCAAUCAAAUCAAAAUUCGUUAUUCUUUCCACA